ACACAUCCAUUGCUCCUUCAAACAUGAUCAUUUUGGCAAUGUUGGUAAUCGUUUGGGCUUCUGGAGUCCAACCAACACAAAGAAGUGAAAUUGCUUUGUUACAAACAGUUCAGCUGGGAGAUGAUGUAACAAUCAAAUGCUUCUUGACAACAAAACAUGCCAACACAAUAGUUUGGUAUAAGCAGAGCAUUGGUCAAAUGCCUAGGGCAAUUGCACUAUCAUACAAUUACUUGACAGAAACCAGAUUUGUGGAUGAAUUUAAAAAUGGAAGAUUCACUAUUUCAGCAAGUGAAACAUCUUUCCACCUCAGCAUCACUGCAACAACCAAGGAGGACACUGGAAUAUACUACUGUGGGACAGUGUUCUUGAAUCAAUUAGAAUUUAUCUCUGGAGCAUAUCUAUUGACUAAAGGAACUGAGAGCAAAGACUUUAAUACUGAACAACAACCAGAGUUACUGCCAGUUAGUCAAGGUGACAAUGUAAAUAUCCAGUGCAAAAUCCUAAUUGAGAGCUGUUUAGAGGACCAUAGUGUCUACUGGUUCAGACAUGGUGCAACUGAAUCUCACCAAGGAAUAUUGUACGUUCAAAGUGGUGGAUACGGUCAGUGUAAAAGGAGUGCCGAGGCUGGUUCUAAAACACGAAGAUGUGUUUAUGACUUCUCUAAGAGGAACAUUAGCCUCUCUGAUGUUGGGAUUUACUACUGUGCCAUUGCUGCAUGUGGGGAGAUAAUGCUUGGGAAUGGAACCACACUGAAAAACAGAGACAAUGCAAAUCAAAAUAUUUGGGAUCCACUACUCCUGUCCUUGAUAUCGUCCAAUGUUGUUUUUAUGAUAGUAAUUGUUACACUCCUUGUUGAUCUUUGCAAAAACAGGAGAAAAAGGCACAGAGGAUCUACAAAGUCCAGCACAUCUCAGUCAUGUGAGACUGGAGACUUUUUGAAUUAUGCAGCUGUAAGUUUUGUCCCCAUCCCUUCAUCUUCAAGAAGAACCAGAGGAUCAAACAACAGAGACUUGGCUGAAUACAGUGAAGUCCAUUUUUAGAUUAGAGAUCAAAUGCCUUAACACAGUCUCGGCACAAAAUGUUUUUGAUUUACUGUAAAAAAAAGAAAAAGACAUUGAUAUUUUAAAACCAUCAACUACUGCCAAAUCACAUCAUCCUAUCAAAAAGGAUAUAGCCUUCUUUGAUUUUUCUGUUGCUUUAUAUAUAUAGAAAUAUGUUGUAUUUGCUAAUGCAGAUCAGUGAAUCAUUUACAUUCAAGAGGAUACAAUGUUAAUAAACAAUAGUUACAUUUUGUAAUCUGUGUGGGAAUCCAACAGUAGUUUGUUAAUAUAGAGAAUCAGAUGUAAAACUCUGUGCUGUUUUACACUUGAGUCAAACAAAAGAACACAAAUGUCUAAGACUUCUGUUUUGCUGUUUUUGUUUUGCUCGUGCUUGCUAUUAUUAAUUAAUAAGGUAUACAAUUACACAGAAAAACCUACGUGUGAUGUCCUAUCAAUCAGAAAUUGUUUAAUUAGAGCUAUUCUUUUCUGCAUUUUUUAA
Messenger RNA from Myxocyprinus asiaticus (Chinese sucker), 1539 nucleotides. RefSeq lists its product as uncharacterized. The record is from RefSeq and is a predicted model, not a curated record. Gene Ontology annotation, biological process: response to bacterium. Lineage: Eukaryota; Metazoa; Chordata; Actinopteri; Cypriniformes; Catostomidae. The coding region runs from base 24 to 1040 and encodes 338 amino acids. The transcript is spliced from 6 exons.